Messenger RNA from Solanum pennellii, 1786 nucleotides. Its product is annotated as probable mitochondrial adenine nucleotide transporter BTL3. Gene Ontology annotation, biological process: transmembrane transport. The coding region runs from base 200 to 1480 and encodes 426 amino acids. The record is from RefSeq and is a predicted model, not a curated record. The transcript has 4 exons. NCBI's taxonomy places the organism in Eukaryota, Viridiplantae, Streptophyta, Magnoliopsida, Solanales, Solanaceae.
ACCAAAACCGCACAGCAUGGAAAGAGAGCGAAGGAAAAUGCGCGCGGUGAUGGAAGCAAACCGUUCUUUAUAUUUAUUUCAUUUUCUCUUCUCUUUCAAAUCCCAUUUUCUUCUACAUAAGUCGGUGACGAAUUGCAGUUUACUCUACAAAAAAUGAAGCAUUGAUCAGUGAAUUUUUGAUUUUUUUUUUGAAGAAAAAAUGGGUGAUUUAGAGAUUCGUUUGAAGGGUUUGAUUCAGUCAGAGUCAAAAUCAAAUGGAGUUGGGUGUUUGAGUUUGAGAAGUAGUGUUUUGUGUUUGAAUUCGAUUGGUUUUGAUGGUAACAAUGGAGGGUUGCUCCUCGAGGAUUCGGCUAGAGAAUCCUUCGUCUCUUUAAUUUCCAUGGAAAAUUGUUUUUCUUCCAAGUGUAUGUUACGUGCACGGAGGAGUAGCUGGAGAGGAAGGGGACGGUUUUUGUCGGUGACACUUUCAGAUUCUAAUGAGAUUUUGGGGAAGAAUGGGGAAGCUGAUGUAGCGGAGAGUGAUGUUAAAGUGUGUAAGGAAGUUGAAAAAGUAGAGAAAGGGAAGCUGCAUGGUGGAGGCGGAGGUGCAUUGAAUACUACUAAGCAUCUUUGGUCUGGAGCUGUUGCUGCCAUGGUGUCAAGAACUUUUGUUGCCCCACUGGAGAGACUAAAGCUGGAAUAUAUAGUUCGUGGUGAACAAAAGAAUCUUUUUGAGCUCAUCAAGACAAUUGCAGCUACUCAACGGAUCAAGGGAUUUUGGAAGGGGAAUUUUGUGAAUAUUCUACGAACAGCUCCAUUUAAGGCUAUCCACUUCUACUCUUAUGAAAAAUACAGAGAUCAUCUGCUCAAAAUAACUAAUAAUGAGGAAGCAACUAAUAUUGAAAGGUUUGUUGCUGGUGCAGCUGCAGGAAUUACAGCUACUGUGCUCUGCAUAUCUAUGGACACUAUUAGGACAGUAAUGGUUGCACCUGGGGGAGAAGCCUUGGGUGGCUUAAUUGGUACAUCCCGGCAUAUGAUUCAGACAGAGGGGUUUUUCUCUCUUUACAAGGGCCUAGUACCCUCUAUCAUCAGCAUGGCACCUUCAGGUGCAGUUUUCUAUGGAGUUUAUGAUAUAUUAAAAUCAGCUUAUUUGCACUCACCUGAAGGGAGGAAAAGACUAGAAAAUAUGAAACAAGGUGAAGACCUGAAUGCCCUGGAUCAACUGGAGUUGGGCACAGUUAGGACUUUGGUAUAUGGGGCAAUUGCUGGUGCUUGUGCAGAAGCUGCUACAUACCCUUUUGAAGUUGUGAGGAGACAGCUUCAAUUGCAGGUCCCGGCCACUAAGAUGAGUACACUGGCAACUACCCUGAAGAUCGUUGAGCAAGGUGGUAUCCCUGCGCUCUAUACUGGAUUGAUUCCCAGCUUAUUACAGGUUUUACCAUCAGCUGCAAUAAGCUAUUUCGUGUACGAAUGUAUGAAGAUAGUUUUGGAAGUGGAAUAAACAUGAGAUUGGGGUUCCUCAAGGUCAUUCCUGGUGAGACAUUUACCCGGACAGUUGUAUGCAUUUUUACCCAUAGGGAGAAAUUUCUGGUCCUGUUUCACGAUUGUCUGAACAUAAUACAUGUUAUAUAGGAGAAGUUGUAGAGAAUGUUUCCUAGUUUUGGAGCUCUCCCUUUAGUACAGAGCUUUUUCACCUUUCUUCAUCAAAAAUUGAUACAAGAUGAAAUGAUUGUUAGCUUCUACUAGCUUGCUGAUUAGAAGUAUCUGUAGUCUGUACAUGUUAUGGAAAAUGUCUUCCUUUCUUUUA